AUGGCUUCUAUCUCGCACCGACCCCUUCCUCAGGGUAUCUACACUCCCCUUCCGACAUUCUUCCUUCCCAACGAAGAUUUGGAUCUAGGUGCAUUUGCAACUCACGUGCGAUACGUAGCUGCGGCGGGCACCAUUCCGGUGGUAGCGGGCUCAGCCGGCGAGGCACCUCAUCUCUCCGCCGAAGAGCGCACGCAACUAAUCCAGAGUGCUCGAGCUAGCCUCAACGAAGGCAGGUUACAGCAUGUCCCUAUCGUGGCCGGUAUCGGUGCUCCAAGCCCCCGCGAAACCAUUGAGCUUGCCAGAAAGGCCGAAACGGCAGGCGCCGACUAUGCUAUGGUCUUGCCUCCCGGUUACUAUGGUGGCCAGCUUGGAAGUCCGGCAGGAAGACUUGCUCUGACGAAAUUCUUCAUUGAUGUCGCUGAAGCAAGCCCGCUGCCAGUGGUUCUUUACAACUUUCCUGCUGUUUCAGGGGGCAUCGAUCUGGACAGUGACCUGAUUGUGGAUGUUGUGAAGGGCUCGGAUAAUGUCGUCGGAGUCAAGUUGACAUGCGCGUCCGUUGGAAAGAUCACAAGGAUCAAUGCAGUGCUGUCUGCGCCUUCUUUCAUGGAAACCUACCCACGUCGUCGUCAAGGGGACAGAUUCAAGAUCAUCGAUGGCUUCAUUGACAUCUUGCUGCCAUCGAUAGCCAGCGGAGCUGCUGGGGCUAUCUCAGGUCUCCCAAACUUUGCUCCUAAAACAUGUGUCAAGCUCUGGCAACUAUGUGGCUCAUCUCCAGGCUCUGAGGAGUACAAUGAGGCUCAGCGUCUUCAAGGUCUGUUGGCUAUGGCGGAUGGAGCGUGUCAACGCAUAGGAAUCGCCGGGUUGAAAAUGCUUGUGCAUAUGGUAUUGGGACAUAGUGAGCUACCUCGAAGACCGCUGAUGCCCAUGUCAAAGGAACAAGGACAAGAGCUUGUCUCUCUUGAUGCCAUACAGGCCGUCAUGGGAGAGGAGCAUAGGUUGACAAAGGAACAAUGA
This is a messenger RNA of Colletotrichum gloeosporioides, 1014 nucleotides long. Its product is annotated as putative 4-hydroxy-2-oxoglutarate aldolase. The transcript has 5 exons. Lineage: Eukaryota; Fungi; Ascomycota; Sordariomycetes; Glomerellales; Glomerellaceae. Gene Ontology annotation, molecular function: 4-hydroxy-tetrahydrodipicolinate synthase activity. The record is from RefSeq and is a predicted model, not a curated record. The coding region runs from base 1 to 1014 and encodes 337 amino acids.